AACUCGUUCCGGGUGGAACUGCCAGCGCGUCUACGACAGCGAGGGGUUCACAAUGUCUUCCAUGCUUCGUUGUUGAGGAUUCAUGUCCCGAAUGACGACCGGUUGUUCCCCGGGCGUCUUGACCAUCAGGUCGCAGAGUUCGAGGUGCCAGGAACCGAGUGGGCAAUUGACCGAAUUCUUGGACAUCAAGGCACGCGCACCGAAGCGAUGUUCGAAGUCAUGUGGACAUCCGGGGACAUAACC
Messenger RNA from Coniophora puteana RWD-64-598 SS2, 243 nucleotides. RefSeq lists its product as uncharacterized. The record is from RefSeq and is a predicted model, not a curated record. The annotation marks the transcript as partial. NCBI's taxonomy places the organism in Eukaryota, Fungi, Basidiomycota, Agaricomycetes, Boletales, Coniophoraceae. The transcript has a single exon.